Molecule: messenger RNA, 2297 nt
Organism: Antechinus flavipes (yellow-footed antechinus)
Lineage: Eukaryota; Metazoa; Chordata; Mammalia; Dasyuromorphia; Dasyuridae
Gene: RCOR2
Product: REST corepressor 2
Exons: 12
Coding region: 1-1551 (516 amino acids)
Biological process (GO): negative regulation of DNA-templated transcription; regulation of transcription by RNA polymerase II
Cellular component (GO): transcription regulator complex; histone deacetylase complex
Molecular function (GO): transcription corepressor activity
Source: RefSeq, a predicted model, not a curated record
AUGCCGUCAGUGAUGGAGAAGUCCAGCUCGGGCUCUGGGAUCCUGUCCCGGAGCCGAGCCAAGACGGCGCCCAACGGGGGCCAGCCUCACUCGGACGAUGACAGCAGCGAGGAGGAACACUCCCACGACAGCAUGAUCCGAGUGGGGACCAAUUACCAAGCAGUGAUUCCCGAGUGCAAGCCCGAGAGCCCGGCCCGCUACAGCAACAAGGAGCUGAAGGGGAUGCUGGUCUGGUCCCCCAACCACUGCGUGUCCGACGCCAAGUUGGACAAGUACAUCGCCAUGGCCAAGGAGAAGCACGGCUACAACAUCGAGCAGGCCCUGGGCAUGCUGCUCUGGCACAAGCACGACGUGGAGAAGUCCCUGGCGGACCUGGCCAACUUCACCCCCUUCCCGGACGAGUGGACCGUGGAGGACAAAGUGCUGUUCGAGCAGGCCUUCGGCUUCCACGGGAAGUGCUUCCAGCGCAUCCAGCAGAUGCUGCCGGACAAGCUCAUCCCCAGCCUGGUGAAAUACUACUACUCCUGGAAGAAGACGCGGAGCCGCACGAGCGUCAUGGACCGCCAGGCCCGGAGGCUGGGGGGCCGCAAGGACAAGGACGAUAGUGAUGAGUUGGAAGAGGGAAGAGGAGCCACUAGUGAGGGAGAGCCAGAUGCUGGGGACCCCAAGAGAGAGCCAGCCCCCGCCCGGCCCCUGAACGCACGGCCCGGCCCCGGGAAGAAGGAGGCGCAGCUCUCUCAGUACCGGCACCACCCGCUGCGGACCCGGCGCCGCCCGCCCAAGGGCAUGUACCUGAGUCCCGAGGGCAUCACGGCCGUGUCUGGCAGCCCCGACCUUGCCAGCCUCACCCUGCGGGGCCUCGACUCCCAGCUGGUCUCCCUCAAGCGCCAGGUGCAGAGCAUGAAGCAGACCAACAGCAGCCUCCGGCAAGCCCUGGAGGGGGGCAUCGACCCGCUGCGGCCCCCCGAGGCGAACACCAAGUACAAUUCUCGAUGGACCACAGACGAGCAGCUUCUGGCUGUACAAGCCAUCCGGAGAUACGGGAAGGACUUCGGCGCCAUCGCGGAGGUGAUCGGGAACAAGACCCUGACCCAGGUGAAGACCUUCUUCGUGAGCUACCGCCGGCGCUUCAACCUGGAGGAGGUGCUGCAGGAGUGGGAGGCUGAGCAGGACGGGGCUGCGGGGGCCCCGGCCCCCGCUGAGGAGGCGCGCAAGGGGCUCCCGGCCCCCGCUGCGGCCAGUGAGGAGGAGGAGGAGGUCCAGAUCACGGCGGUGUCUCGGGCAGUGCCCCCCGUUGCCCCUCCUCCCACCUCGCUGUCUCAGCCGCCCCCCCUGCUCCGCCCCCCGCUGCCUACGGCCCCCACCCUCCUGCGCCAGCCCCCUCCGUUACAGCAGGGCCGCUUCCUACAGCCAAGACUGGCUCCCAACCAGCCCCCGCCCCCCCUCAUCCGUCCUGCCCUCGCAGCCUCCAGACACAGCGCCAGGGGCGGCCCUCAGGCUCCACCUGCUUUGCUGGGGGGCCCCUCCGAGCCCCCACCCCCUUCGCUCUGAGCCCGCCCCCCUCCCCGCCCUGGGCGCCACCUGCUUCAGCGAGGACAGAUGGGUCGGGCACCUCCGUCCCGCACUCCGCGGCAGACGAUCCAGGGCCCACGACGGGCACGACCUAGACCCGGGGGCUCCUGGUGGACACUGGCAUCUGGGGGGCUUGGACGGCCGCCCCCCCCCCCCAACCUCGGGCUCCAGGCGGCCCCCGGCCCACUCUGUGCCUGCUUCCCGGAGCCACCCAAGCUCCGAACCGGAAUGUCGCCUCUGGCCGAACUGUUUCUCUGGGAUCCUCCUCCUCCCCCCGGCCCCGUCUCCCCCCGUAGUGGGUGUUAGUGACCAUAGAGUAGAGCUAAGUUAGGGGCGGCAGGCGGGCUUCGGGGCUCCGCCCCCCUUCCCCUCGGAAGGCCCGGGCGCCGGAGCGCUGCUGGGGGGGGAGUUAUGGCAAUAAGUCUUGGGGUGGGGGGAGAGAGCUGUCAGGAAAGGGGGGAGGGGGGUGGGGGACCCAAAUAGGAUGAUUUGCCUUCCGUGGGGUGCGUAGAGGGAGGUCCCUUCCGCCCACUGGGGAACCCCGGCUCUUUGAGCCUGGCGGGUGCAGCCGCGAGGACGGUGGUCCGGGCCCCGGGCGUCCCCCCCACCCGUCGCUAGUGGGGAGCGAGUGCGUGAGCGUGAGUGUAAAACAACUUCAGGCUGGAAAAAGCAAAGCCACCUGAAUUUAUUUUUUGUCAGUUUUUAAAAUAAAACUUUUUUAAAGC